Molecule: messenger RNA, 3181 nt
Organism: Rhineura floridana
Lineage: Eukaryota; Metazoa; Chordata; Lepidosauria; Squamata; Rhineuridae
Gene: TMEM41A
Product: transmembrane protein 41A
Exons: 5
Coding region: 140-916 (258 amino acids)
Source: RefSeq, a predicted model, not a curated record
AUUUUUACAGGAAGUUCAGGCUGUGCGUCUCUUUUUUUAAAUUUAUGAGGGGGAGGGGCUCUGUCACAGGAGCGCCGGUACUUGAGCUCUCCGCCUGGUGCUUACUGUUCCUCCCAGUGGCCAUUGUGAAUGCUCGGCUAUGCGGUCCCUCGGAGGGUUCUUGUUAGUGUUGGGGACGGCCACGGCGGCCCUUUAUUUGCUAUCGGUGCGGCUGCCUGGAAAGCCACGCGCGGGAAGUGGGUCAUUAAAUUUUCCUUCAGACCUAGAGGAACUGCAAAAGCUUGCAGAGUUUCUACAGUACUACAAUAGAGAGCACCAUGCAUAUGUGCUGCUGCUGUUCUGCAGUGCCUACCUAUACAAACAGUGCUUCGCCAUACCUGGCUCCAGCCUUCUGAAUAUCCUUGCUGGGGCUCUCUUUGGACCAUGGAUGGGACUCCUGUUGUGUUCUGCCUUGACCUCCGUGGGUGCCACUUGUUGCUAUGGGCUGUCCAAUGUGUUUGGGAAAAAAAUUGUUGUCUACUAUUUUCCUGAUAAAGUCAUCAUGCUUCAAAGGAAGGUGGAAGAGAACAGAAAUUCCUUGUUUUUUUUCUUGUUGUUUCUGAGGCUGUUUCCCAUGACUCCAAAUUGGUUUCUGAAUCUCACAUCUCCAAUCCUGAAUAUCCCUGUAACUCAAUUCUUCUUCUCUGUUCUCAUAGGCCUCAUCCCGUAUAACUUCAUCGGUGUCCAGACUGGUUCAAUUCUUUCACAGAUCACCUCCCUAGAUGCCAUUUUCUCCUGGAGUACUUUAUUCAAGAUGUUGGCUAUCGCCAUGGUGGCAUUAAUUCCAGGAACUUUCAUGAAGAAAGUCAGUCAGAAGCAUCUCAGCUUGGACAAAAGUAACCAGAGUUACUUCCUCAAUGGAAGGAAGAGCAGCUGAGUGGGCUGGAUUAGGGCCAGAUAUUGUAGAAGCCUCUUUAUGGGGAAGGUGCAUUUUUUUUUUCAAACCAGCCAUUUUCUUUUUACUGAACUCAAAUCCAUGGCGCAGGCUUGGGCAUCUCCUUUCAGUAAUACUUAAGACAGAAUUUCUGUUCUUCAUGUUUUUUAAGAACUGAGACUUGCAAAUCUUUUUAAAACUUUCUUGUGACUGCUCCAAUGCGUUCUGUGACUAGAAUGCUGUUAUAGGGGCUGGAAAACAUUUUCUGUCAUGUGAUUCUACUACCAUUGACUAAAGCCAUCAGAGGCUAUAAGUCUUGGAGAAUUGUAAAUGCUGCUGGAAAGUAAGUUUGAGGUUGCUUUGGACAUGGAAAGCAUUUUCAGGGAAAGGUCACAUAUGAAUGAAGCAGCCCCAACUGAUGGCAAUCACUGUGCAUUCUAUGGGAUAAAUGUUGACUGGCUACAGUAACAGCACCAGCAACUGAAUCCUGUUACAUCCUGUACUGAAGGAACACAAUUUGAAUCUUCUCUCUUCCCUCUGCCAGUUUGGGAAUCUCAAAGAAGAGAGGUGGGUCAGGUAGGCUCAGGGAACUAUUGAGGCUUAUAGGACUGACUUAUCUCUUGCCUUUCUUUCUACGUACUGGUUUGUUCCCAGUACCUUGCUUGCUCUGGCAGCAGCUACUGUACUGGUAGAGCAGUUCCUAGCAGAGUCAGGCAAUAUUGCUGCUUUUGCAAAUCUAGAAAGCCCAGUUAAGAAUUAGUAGGGAGAUUAGAGGUACUUUGUGGGGGUGCUAGAGGUGCAAACUGCACUAAUUGCUGGUGAAACUGAAUUAUCUUCCCCUUAUGCAAUUCCCAAACAGAGGGUGCUAUGUAAAAUGGGCCUGGGAUCUCUUUUUGAAGGGUUCAGGCAUGGUGCCUAUUAAGGUUAACCUUCUUAUCACUUUCUCUGUGGCACUAUGCAUCCUGGAAAACCACAUUCUAUAAUUUUGCCAGUGGCCAAAGCAAAGACUUUACUACCCAGUGCAAAAUCAGUUUGCGUUUAUACUACAUUUUAUUUUCAUUGAAUGGAAAUAGUUGUGUAAGUCCAUUAGAUAAUCCACUGCUUCAGGGGUGAGAAACGUCAUUUUUGAAUGAGGCCAUUCUUUUUCAUUUGCUUCUUAAUACACAGUCAGAGCUUAGUAGCCCCAAUGAAGCCCAUUACACUUCAUCACAGUAUUCUGCAUCACCACCCCAAAAGUAUUCAGUAGUGGUCAACAAUCACAAAAAUCUAUCCAUUGAGAUAUCUGUUUGGCAAUUCUCAGUGGAGUGGUAAACCUGUAUCUGGGCAAUACCACCACUGUGAAGAUUCAUGCUUCUGUGUUGUUCUCUACAAAAACAAAAAAAAUCCAUCUAAAAAACUAGGUGUUGGUAAGAAGGCUAAUCUAUAACUGUUUUUGCUGAUGUCUGAAGUGACACAAGCUUACCAUCUCAAGAGUAAGUCCUAGACCAAUGUUUCGGGACCUCUAGCAUGGAUUGUUGGGUUUCUUGUGAAAAUUAUUAAUUUAGCUCAUCUGUGAUGGAAGAGGUGGCUUUGUUAAAUACUUUGCUAUCCUACUCUAGACUUGUCCAUGUUAAUGGCAAACUUCUCAGAAGGAUCCUUGUGCUAUACACUAGAGAUACAGUAAUAAAUACUGGUCUGACAGUUGUAUUGUAGCAAUUUGGAACUGAGAGAAGAGAAAAAGAAAAAUGAUUGACUUUAAUUAGUCUGUGCAACCAUUAUGUCUUAAUCAAGUGCCUUGCCUACUGUCUGUGUGUUUACAUGGAUUCUUAUCAGAUAAAUGGCAGUGAAAAUGAUUGGUGUAAGGUAUUGCUUGUAUAAAAAGAACAUAGUAUAUGUAUAGCUGAUUUACAUGGGUGACAUCUAAGUAAUGUACUAAGAGCUUUCUUUCCCUUUCAAAUUUACAGUGUAAUUAGGGGAAAACAUUCUGCUGCUGUUCAGUAGCUUACCUUUCCCUUUCAGCAAUGGCAGAAGGCAGCUAUUUUAGCACAGCUCAUGUUUUCCAGCAAUCCUAGAUUCAAAAAUACUUUGUAAUUGGCCUCCAUAAAAGCCAUUUGAAGUUAGGAUUGUGUCUGUGGUCAGGAGAGGUUCCCUUUGUGCAGGAAAUAGCACAGCCCUAUUAUGCACUAAUCUGAUGAUCUGAGAAACAGAGCAAGUAGUAAGAAACUAAGGCUGCAAUCCUGUGCAUACUUAGGACUACACCUCAUUGAAAUAAACAAGACUUGCUUCCAA